Symphalangus syndactylus (siamang) is the source of this 1860-nucleotide messenger RNA. RefSeq names its product solute carrier family 25 member 3 (gene SLC25A3). Lineage: Eukaryota; Metazoa; Chordata; Mammalia; Primates; Hylobatidae. Gene Ontology annotation, molecular function: phosphate transmembrane transporter activity. The record is from RefSeq and is a predicted model, not a curated record. Gene Ontology annotation, cellular component: mitochondrial inner membrane. Gene Ontology annotation, biological process: mitochondrial phosphate ion transmembrane transport.
AAGCUCCGCCUCCCGGAUUCAUGCCAUUCUCCUGCCUCAGCCUCUCCCAGUAGCUGGGACUACAGGCGCCCGCCACCACGCCCGGCUAAUUUUUUGUUUGUAUUUUUAGUAGAGACGGGGUUUCACCGUGGUCUCGAUCUCCUGACCUCGUGAUCCGCCCGCCUCGGCCUCCCAAAGUGCUGGGAUUACAAGCGUGAGCCACCGCGCCCGGCCUUGUUUUGUUUUUUAAGUGACUACUAGAUACUGUGAUUCACUUAAGUGAAGCGAACUGAAGCCCGUGGUCAAGGAGAGACACCUGAAGGUGAAGGGAUAAAGCGAGCAGGAUAAGAGCCCGAGCCCGACCCCUCUCAAAAAAUAAUAGACCCAGAACGCGCGCCUGCGCAGAACGAAUUCUCUUGUGCACAAGCCGGGCGGAAGAGCUGGAGCGGGCAGGGGCGGGAAUAAGGUUGCUAGGAGAACGCGAUGACGUUACGGGCUCGGCGCUCUUCUCCACCAAUGGGCGACGUGUACUUGCAGUGACGCGCUGUGCGCGUCACGCCGACGACGCGCGAAGGGCACACAUUUUAGGGCCCGGAGGACGUUCGGCCUCUAAAGAUGUUCUCGUCCGUGGCGCACCUGGCGCGGGCGAACCCCUUCAACACGCCACAUCUGCAGCUGGUGCACGAUGGCCUCGGGGACCUCCGCAGCAGCCCCCCAGGGCCCACGGGCCAGCCCCGCCGCCCUCGCAACCUGGCAGCCGCAGCCGUGGAAGAGUACAGUUGUGAAUUUGGCUCCGCGAAGUAUUAUGCACUGUGUGGCUUUGGCGGGGUCUUAAGUUGUGGUCUGACACACACUGCUGUGGUUCCCCUGGAUUUAGUGAAAUGCCGUAUGCAGGUGGACCCCCAAAAGUACAAGGGCAUAUUUAACGGAUUCUCAGUUACACUUAAAGAGGAUGGUGUUCGUGGUUUGGCUAAAGGAUGGGCUCCGACUUUCCUUGGCUACUCCAUGCAGGGACUCUGCAAGUUUGGCUUUUAUGAAGUCUUUAAAGUCUUGUAUAGCAACAUGCUUGGAGAGGAGAAUACUUAUCUCUGGCGCACAUCACUAUAUUUGGCUGCCUCUGCCAGUGCUGAAUUCUUUGCUGACAUUGCCCUGGCUCCUAUGGAAGCUGCUAAGGUUCGAAUUCAAACCCAGCCAGGUUAUGCCAACACUUUGAGGGAUGCAGCUCCCAAAAUGUAUAAGGAAGAAGGCCUAAAAGCAUUCUACAAGGGGGUUGCUCCUCUCUGGAUGAGACAGAUACCAUACACCAUGAUGAAGUUUGCCUGCUUUGAACGUACUGUUGAAGCACUGUACAAGUUUGUGGUUCCUAAGCCCCGCAGUGAAUGUUCAAAGCCAGAGCAGCUGGUUGUAACAUUUGUAGCAGGUUACAUAGCUGGAGUCUUUUGUGCAAUUGUUUCUCACCCUGCUGAUUCUGUGGUAUCUGUGUUGAAUAAAGAAAAAGGUAGCAGUGCUUCUCAGGUCCUCAAGAGACUUGGAUUUAAAGGUGUGUGGAAGGGACUGUUUGCCCGUAUCAUCAUGAUUGGUACCCUGACUGCACUACAGUGGUUUAUCUAUGACUCGGUGAAGGUGUACUUCAGGCUUCCUCGCCCUCCUCCACCCGAGAUGCCAGAGUCUCUGAAGAAGAAGCUUGGGUUAACUCAGUAGAUCAAUCAAAGCAAAUGUGGACUGAAUCUGCUUGUUGAUCAGUGUUGAAGAAAGUGCAAAAGGAACUUUUAUAUAUUUGACAGUGUAGGAAAUUGUCUAUUCCUGAUAUAAUUACUGUAGUACUCUUGCUUAAGGCAAGAGUUUCAAAUUUACUGUUGAAAUAAACCCAACUCUUCAUGA